GGCGCAACCCCGUCGGACGCGAGUCGCGGUGUCCCCGCGCCGGCCAGCAUGCUGCUGCCCCAGCUCUGCUGGCUGUCGCUGCUCGCCGGGCUGCUCCCGCCGGCGCCCGCUCAGAAGUUCUCGGCACUCACGUUUCUGAGAGUCGACCAGGACAAAGACAGGGACUGCAGCCUGGACUGCGCCGGCUCUUCGCAGAAGCCUCUGUGCGCCUCUGACGGGCGGACCUUCCUGUCCCGCUGCGAGUUCCAGCGCGCCAAGUGCAAGGACCCCCAGCUGGAGAUCGCCUACCGAGGGAACUGCAAAGAUGUGUCCCGGUGUGUGGCCGAGAGGAAGUACAGCCAGGAGCAGGCCCGGAAGGAGCUCCAGCAGGCCUUCAUCCCCGAGUGUAACGACGACGGCACCUACAGCCAGGUCCAGUGUCACAGCUACACGGGAUACUGCUGGUGCGUCACACCCAACGGGAGGCCCAUCAGUGGGACUGCUGUGGCCCACAAGACACCCAGGUGCCCGGGUUCUGUAAACGAGAAGUUGCCCCCGCGGGAAGGUGCCGGGAAAGCAGAUGAUGCCACAGCUCCAGCGCUGGAGACACAGCCUCAAGGAGAUGAGGAAGAUAUCGCGUCUCGCUACCCCACGCUCUGGACGGAGCAAGUGAAGAGCCGGCAGAACAAAACCAGCAAGAACUCAGUGUCGUCCUGUGACCAGGAGCACCAGUCGGCCAUCGAGGAAGCCAAGCAGCCCAAGAAUGACAACGUGGUGAUCCCCGAGUGUGCCCACGGCGGCCUCUACAAGCCGGUGCAGUGCCACCCGUCCACCGGCUACUGCUGGUGCGUGCUGGUGGACACGGGGCGCCCCAUUCCUGGCACGUCCACCAGGUACGAGCAGCCAAAAUGUGACAACACCGCCAGGGCGCACCCGGCCAAGGCCAAGGACCUGUACAGGGGCCGGCAGCUGCAAGGUUGUCCUGGCCCCAAAAAGCACGAGUUUCUGACGAGCGUCCUGGAUGCGCUGUCCACGGACAUGGUGCACGCGGUGUCAGACCCGUCCUCCUCGCCCGGCAGGCUCUCGGAACCCGACCCCAGCCACACGCUGGAGGAGAGGGUCGUGCACUGGUACUUCAAGCUGCUGGACAAGAAUGCCAGCGGCGACAUCGGCAAGAAGGAGAUCAAACCCUUCAGGCGGCUCCUGCGCAAGAAGUCCAAGCCGAAGAAAUGCGUCAAGAAGUUCGUGGAGUACUGCGACGUGAACAACGACAAGUCCCUGUCCGUCCAGGAGCUCAUGGGCUGCCUGGGCGUGACCAAGGAGGAGGCCAGAGCCAGCACCAGGAAGCGGCACACCCCCAGAGGCAACGCUGAAGGCACGCCCAGUAGACAGCCCAAGAAGCAAGGCUGAAGGGCCCCCGCAUGCCAGGAGGCUCUGAGACACGGGCGACCCCGCGGCAAAGCAACCCCACACGUCCCACUCCCGCCUGUUCCCCGCACGUAAAGUCGACUCUGUAGAAACGGGAUACUGCCACAGACCACUCCCCUCGGGAAACUGAAGUCCUCGGCCAUUGCUCACGUCCGGCGCGUGUGUCCUCUCUUGAUCUCCUUGUUGCACCUGCUGGAGAUGUGCUUUGAGUGCCCUGGAGCUUAAUGUCCUCGCUCUGCCCGCGGAAACCCUCAGACCUUGGCAGGAGGCGCCCAGGUCCAUCCCACAACACCCCGCUCCCCAGCCGUCACAUGCGUGGCCUGGCCCUGAGCCAGGCCUGUCAGCGGUCAGCACACACUUCUGGGGUGUGUGUCUCCUGGGGUUUGAGUUUCUUUCCUUUGCUGUCCAGGGAUGGCGCUCGCCCUGCCAAUCAGGCCAGCCCCCAGCCCUGGUGGGAGGGGGCUCUCGCACUCGCCUUGCCGGGAUGGUUGGGCUCAGGCUACGUCUGCUCUUCCACGUCAAGCGUCCAUUGGCGCUGACGUUGGCAUUGGCGUUGGCCUUGAGCGUGGACAGUUCCUGCCAGUAAGUCGUCAGCCUGGGCGGCCCCCUCCACAGGAGUGGGCCCAGCCCUGUGCUCCCACAGCCGCUCACACCCUGGCGCCUGCUUCUCACUUGGUUCCAGCCGUGGUGACCCUGGGGCCACCCCUGAACAGAUCACGGACAGUCCUCGAGCAGGGGAGACAGUGUGCUCGGCACUGACCACGUGGGCGCCUUCCUUCUGGACACCUCCAGAGAGGGGGUCAUACGGCGGCCCUCAUGAGAGGACAAUCGGGAACGGAACGCAUGCGUCUCAAGCCACGGACCGGCUGUGCACCCUCUGCCGCCACCCCCAGACCUGGGCCCUACGGAGCCACGGGAGGAGGAGGAGCAGAGCAGGGUGGGUGCGAGGCUGCCUGAGCUGACUUUGGCUCCGCCCCAAGUCCCCCGCAGGUGUCGAGUGGAGCGGUGCCAGCAGGACAGACGCCUCAGAGACUCCACGCCUGCAGGCCGGCUCGUGCACGUGUCCAGGUGGUUGGAGAAACAGUUACAACCCUCAAUGUUUUGGAUAAUCUUUUGUACUUCUGAACUUUGAAUUUAAUCAUGUUUCUUAGAGUACAAUAAAACAUGCUAUCCGAACGGCCUGG
Lepus europaeus (European hare) is the source of this 2591-nucleotide messenger RNA. It is a transcript of the gene SMOC2, whose product is annotated as SPARC related modular calcium binding 2. Gene Ontology annotation, cellular component: basement membrane. Gene Ontology annotation, molecular function: extracellular matrix binding; heparin binding; calcium ion binding. NCBI's taxonomy places the organism in Eukaryota, Metazoa, Chordata, Mammalia, Lagomorpha, Leporidae. Gene Ontology annotation, biological process: extracellular matrix organization. The record is from RefSeq and is a predicted model, not a curated record.